AUGACACUUGGAUCAACACAUGAGUUUUGCACAAGUUGUUUUGCUCUGGAUGCUGUCCUCUGGAGAUUAGGAUCCAUGUUUGAUGAUGUUCGGAGGGAAACUCAAAUACUGAGCUUAAUUGAUCAUCCUAAUGUGAUCAGAGCAUGUUGUACAUUUAUUGUCGCCUGUAACCUUUGGGUGGUAAUGCCUUUUAUGGCCGAGGGUUCUUGCCUACAUCUCAUGAAGAUAGCAUAUCCUGAUGGAUUUGAAGAGUCAGCCAUUGGGUCUAUCUUGAAAGAAACUCUGAAUCCUUUGGAAUAUCUUCAUCAUCAUGGCCAUAUUCAACGUGAUGUGAAGGUUAAUUGA
Molecule: messenger RNA, 345 nt
Organism: Fraxinus pennsylvanica
Lineage: Eukaryota; Viridiplantae; Streptophyta; Magnoliopsida; Lamiales; Oleaceae
Source: the annotation of a GenBank genome assembly